CUAUUCCUUCUCUCCCCUCCUUUACUUUUCGACGUCUUUUACCCCGUCGUGAAUAUCUAGAGGUUUUCAAUCACCUCUUCUGUUUUUUUAAUGGUUUUCUUUUUACCGCCAUCCCUUAUCUUAUUGAACACGUUCUCAACUGGUUGUGUCUCCAUCAAAUACCACACAAUACCCUGCAAAGAACACUUAGAAAGAACCUUAAUCCUCUUCGCGAUAAGGCACCUUUGCCGAAUAGUAACUUCAUCGAAUAGUUGCGCAAUUUGGUGGACAUGGCGACCUCACAUUCUUCUGCUACAUCGACCACUCCGUCACGCAACGGCAACCGUCGUGUCACAUCACCAGACACGACGUCGUGCACAUCGCAAGCGCCUGUCGUGACCCCACCCAAGAGGCGCCCCCACCACAUCUACCAGCCAGCCAAGAACUCCCUUUACGACAUCUUUG
Molecule: messenger RNA, 444 nt
Organism: Fusarium oxysporum Fo47
Lineage: Eukaryota; Fungi; Ascomycota; Sordariomycetes; Hypocreales; Nectriaceae
Exons: 1
Coding region: 91-378 (95 amino acids)
Source: RefSeq, a predicted model, not a curated record